Cygnus olor (mute swan) is the source of this 3550-nucleotide messenger RNA. RefSeq names its product nyctalopin-like. The transcript is spliced from 2 exons. Gene Ontology annotation, molecular function: protein binding. Gene Ontology annotation, cellular component: plasma membrane. The record is from RefSeq and is a predicted model, not a curated record. Lineage: Eukaryota; Metazoa; Chordata; Aves; Anseriformes; Anatidae. Bases 824 to 2005 code for a protein of 393 amino acids.
UGCACUCUGGAUAUAGGAUGAAAACCAGGGAGGAGUCAAAGGGCAUAAGUUUUAUAGACCCGAGUCCACCUCGGGCUGCUCAGUGGCAUUUUCAGACCCACUGGAGACAGGCGGCACCCUGAGAAGGGCAGCAUGACCCUGGGGUGCUCUGUGCUUCACCCGUGGGGUUAAUCUCUUACCACCCAAAGAUGGCUCAGGGCUUAUCCUGAGAUGCUGCUCCAUCAGGACAUGGCACUGCCCUGCAUAUUCCCAGUUGGCAGUGAGUGUGAGGUUUGCUCAGUUCAUGAGUCUCCCACAUCCCAUGCCAGAUGGGAGAGCCAAUCUAAGCUGCCUGUGCUGAAGUCCAAACCAGAGGAAAAUCCAAAAAUCCCUACCCUACUUCCAAAAUAGUGUUGGGUUUUUAUUUUUUUAUUUUUUGUUUGUUUGUUUGUUUUGUUUUGUUUUGUUUUUGAGCAAACUGCCAAGCCAGUCCUGAGAACCAUGAUCAACCCAGGAGCAGGAGGGUCUCCCAGACAGAUCCCAAGUGAUGUCUAUUACCUGCUGCUGUUUGCAGGGAGCAGAAGGUAGGGAAAAACACUGCCAGAGCACGAUGCUCUGAGAAAUCUUCCUGCCUCUCAGUAAUGCUCUUUGCAACGCAGCAGCACUUAAUCAGCUUUUAUCUGCCUAAGACUUGAUCCCCAUUGGUCUGCAGCAGCCAGAACUAGCUAAUUUAAUUUCACUGUGAGCUAAAAGCACAGCCCCACUGUUCCUGCAAUGCUUGUGGUUCACCUAUCCAAAAGCAAAGACUGGACUGAGUCUGAAUCUCUCUGACUCAUGCCCAAGCAUGUGCAAAUGUGCACCUGAAGAGAUUAUCCACUGUAACAGAGCUGGACUGAGAUCCCUCCCUGGAGAAAUAGCAGCAUCCACUGUCUCUCUAAACCUUUCCAAUAACUAUUUGCGGAUUCUUACCACCAACACAUUCAGAAACCUGACUUUCCUCCACAGCCUCUGGCUGGAUGGAAACAAUCUGACUUUCCUGUCCCCGGGGACUUUCCAUGCUCUCAGCAAGCUGCAAGAGCUGCACCUCAGCAGGAACUCGCGCCUCACUUACCUGCAUGCAAACACCUUCAGAGGACUAUUAAACCUCAUCAGCCUGGACUUGUCUCAUUGCAAUAUCUUUGAAAUCCAUCCACUUCUAUUUUCACACCUGCCCUCUUUAGAAAGACUUGACUUAGCCUCCAAUAAUAUGCGCUAUGUCCCACAAGCCUUUAGGAAUCUCUCCAGCCUUAUGAGGCUGUCCCUGGAGGGCAAUCACAUAGAAGCCAUUGGCAGAGAUUCCCUGAAGGACCUGGAAACCCUGUAUGAUCUGAAUCUCAGGAAGAACCGGAUAUGGAUUAUUCAGAAUGGUGCUUUUACAAAGCUUCCCAGAUUGGGAGUGUUAAAUUUAGGACACAAUUUCAUUGGUGAUUUGCCUAAUCAGCUUUUCAACGGGUUGAUCCAGCUCAAGACUAUGCACCUUGAAGCCAACAGAAUCACUGCUAUUGACUGCACCUUCAGACAUCUGCUUAACUUGAGAAACUUGUACCUGAACAACAACCAAAUAUCCUCUAUUUCGGACUCCGCUUUCUCCUACUUAAGCAAACUGCAUUUCCUCCACCUGAGUAAGAACAACCUCAGCUCCCUUCCGAUCCACUUGUUCACAGAACUGCCGAAACUGAAGUAUGUGUUUUUAUCUCACAACCCCUGGAAGUGCGACUGCAAGAUGUUUUGGUUUUUGCAGUGGACAGCAACGUACAGGGGAGCACUCGAAGGGCUGCACUGUGCCUUCCCGGGCCAUCACAACAUGACAGUGCUCAAUGUCCCUCAUCCAGGGGACCAGACAGAGUGCAUGGCACCACCUGAGCUGGUGAGCGGGGACAAGUGUGGGGCAGCUGGUACCAGCAUGGCUGCUGGGCCUCCUGCUCCCCCUAACAAGGUCUUCCUGCUGGUAGUCAUCUGCCACAUGUGGUAUUUUGCAAGGCGAUAGGACACCCUGUUGGCCACGUUUUGUCAGUGUUUAAAUUAGAAAGUGGAGGCAUAUUUUCUCACAACUUGCUUAUGAACAGUGGGUUUCGUUACAGGAGGUUUUUUUUGUAUGAAAAUAGGCUUUUUUCUUAACAUAAAGGAAUUAAUUCUGAAAUGCUAAUAUCAACGUUCAGUGGCACCACUGAUGUGCUUAGAAAGAGCUCAUGUUAGCAAGCACAGGGCUGGGACCUGUGCUGGAGAUGUGGGGUUGGUGAGCACAGCCCUGAGGCAGCCUCUGCUCCCUUGCUGACUGACCACAAGCACACGUGCUCUUCUGUCUUCCCAUGUCCAGUUCAAGCAGGGGAGAUUGUGAGUACUGCUAAAAUACAAAUAAAUUGCAAGUUUUCCAGCACAUCUGGAAUCCCUGUAAGAGACUCAGUCCAUUGGUGUCUCUGUGAACAUGUGGUAGCUUCCCACAGGUGGUAUAUGAGGUGCUUGCUGUUAAGAGACAAAGACAGUCUUUAAUAUACUAUACACAAUAAAACAGUGUUGGAGUAGUGGGAACAAAUGUCACAAAAUAAAACUUUUUAUCUCUCAGCUGCGCCUCAGAGUAUCAAGCCUCAGCUAACAAAAUUAUGCAUUAGCCCGUGCAAAGAACUUGCGUGUCUCAUGGAUGGUCUGUAUGAAUUGUCUCCUGUUUUUGUUAAUGAUCUCUAACAUGGAGCUGGCCAAAGGGCGCCCCACCUUUCCUCGCCGGUCCUCUCCUGCACUGGGGCUGACUGCCACCCAACGGCCAAAAAACACUCCGAUGUGGUGACAGCUUCUACCGUGUAACCUGAACGAGAGCAGGUUUGUGUCAGAGAAAGAUCCGUCUCCAAAUCACAUGUUCCUCACUUAGAGCCUUGCAGGCCCCAGCUUGUAUGGUAGCUUUGUUUGCAAAGCUAAGGAAGCGGUCAAACAUAGAAUGUGCUUGGACUAAAUGAUUGCAAUUAAACUGGGUUGCAGGCCAAGAUAAGAUCCAUUCCCACUACAAAUCAUACUGACCACCUCAGAGCCCUCAUGUGAAAAGAAACAAAUACAUGCAUGAGAGAGAAUCAGAUGAAAAGAACAUUGUUGCAAGGUGUUGGUCUGUUAUGAAUGCAUUUCUGUGAGCUCUUUGUACAUUAAACUUCCUUUUGGGUCUUUUCCCAAAGGAAUGUAUGCUAGUGAAAUGACAGGUCAGCAUCUCCUGCCCCAUCCAACGCAGUUUCACCUACCACCCUCUUUUUAGUAAGAUGCUGUUUAGUCUUCAUAAAGUGCAGCAGUCCAACCACACCGUUCUGUUUUGUAGAGGUAUUUUGAUCUUUUGCCAUGUUCCUUUUCCACAGUAGGGGAAAGGGUCUUUAAUGCACAAGUUGACCUUUGAAUGUCAAGUCCACUAGACUAACGGCUAAAAAAUUGCAAUUACUGUUUGGUAGGUAUAAUAGCUAGCAUGCAUAAUGAAGGACCUAGCAGCUAACACUUAAAUUCCUCUUCCUUUUUGCUUUUUAGGAAUAAUCAGGUGACACUAUGCUUGAUGUUUGAAUAG